AUGCCCCCUCGACUCUUUGUGAUCCUCGCCUUCGUCUCCUGCUCCGCACGCAGAGACCCGGACUGUGCGAGAGACGCUGUGAGUUCUGUGCACCCUGCUCUGCAAGUUGCUGCCAUGGAGUUCCGGCAUGAGCACCUCCGCUAUCGCUAUGAGGUGCUGAAGAAGAUUGGAGAAGGAGGUCAAGGCCAGGUGAUCCAGUGCCUUGAUCACAAAAGAAACAUCCUGGUGGCCAUCAAGAUCCUGGUGUCACCAUCGAGCUCCAAGCAAGAAACAUACCAGAAGAUGGAGCUCCAGAUAGCUCUGGAACUUCAGGACGAGGGCAGUGAUGAAGAUUUCAACGUCAUCAAAGUCCUGAACAUAUUUCAUUUCCGAGGACACUACUGUAUCGUCAUGGAGCUGUUGAAGGAGAGCCUUCAUGAAGUGAUUAGGAAUGCGGGGCUCCGGCGGUUGGACAUGGCGAUGGUGAAAACCUACACCAGGGGCAUCCUCAAGUUCUUGCGCCACAUCAAUUCCAGGAAAAUCGUCCACGCGGACAUCAAGCCUGAAAAUGUUCUCGUCAAAGACACCGUGACUGGCACCGUGAGGAUCACGGACUUUGGCACGAGCUUUUUCGUGGAAAGUCAACCUAUGAAUGUUGGUGGGACCCUAGAAUACUUGGCUCCGGAGCUGUUGCUGGGCUAUAGCUUGACAUGUGGAGUGGAUAUGUGGGCGCUGGGCUGCACGGUGGCGGAGUUGGCGACGGGCAGGGAAUUAUUCCGGUCCAACAGCCACGAAGAUCACCUCCCGCGCUGCAUAGAGAUUCUGGGGAUGCCUCCAAGGUACAUGGUGAAUGGAGCACCCGACAGAACGCAGUUCUUUGACCAUCGGGGGAAGAUGUUCUGCCCAGGCAAGAAAAGGGUUCCGAGGAGCUUCCCACUUCACAGGGUGCUCAAAAGCGAUGACCCGGAGUUUGUCGAAUUCAUCAGCUCCUGUUUGCGAUGGGAUCCGAAUUGUCGUAUGACGCCAGUGCAGGCCCGUCACAUGGGCCAACCCCAGAUGACGGACCAUCCGAUGGCAGCUGUCCCUUUCGAGCGGCGCGGGGAUCUGCAGCUGUGCCCGAACAGGUGGGUCAUGUUCGCGGCCAUACAUGAGAAAGAAGGGUGA
Molecule: messenger RNA, 1143 nt
Organism: Callorhinchus milii (elephant shark)
Lineage: Eukaryota; Metazoa; Chordata; Chondrichthyes; Chimaeriformes; Callorhinchidae
Product: dual specificity tyrosine-phosphorylation-regulated kinase 4-like
Exons: 11
Coding region: 1-1143 (380 amino acids)
Biological process (GO): peptidyl-threonine phosphorylation; peptidyl-serine phosphorylation
Molecular function (GO): protein serine/threonine kinase activity; ATP binding
Source: RefSeq, a predicted model, not a curated record